Molecule: messenger RNA, 1122 nt
Organism: Fomitiporia mediterranea MF3/22
Lineage: Eukaryota; Fungi; Basidiomycota; Agaricomycetes; Hymenochaetales; Hymenochaetaceae
Exons: 16
Coding region: 1-1122 (373 amino acids)
Source: RefSeq, a predicted model, not a curated record
AUGGCGACACAAAGUUUUGACUCUACUCUGGGCGCCGCCUUCGUUGGUUUCGCCGUUGCAGCUGUUCUUUAUGGUGUACUAUUAGCUCAAUUAUACACAUACUUCCAACGCUAUACGCAGGAUCGGUUAUUCUACAAGUGUCUUGUUGUAUUCGUGUGCAUCUUAGAGACCAUACAUUCUGCUCUUUCAGGGCAUGUUGUCUAUCAUUAUGCGAUCAGCUCGUUCAGCGAUCCGCUCGCACUACUUGUGCCAACAUGGACUCUAAUUGCACAAGUCCUAGUAGGAGGGUUUGCUCCAAAACAGGCGUAUAUCUCGGUGCUAGUAAAAUCUGCCUUCGCUAUGCGAGUGUGGAGAUUCAGUCACAAGAAUGUCGUCCUUACGGGCAGUAUUCUGGCUCUGAAUGCUGCAAUACUCGUGCUCGCUGUAAUAUUCACCGUAAAAGCAAUUAGUCUCCCGACAUUUGCAGACCAACCUAAGCUAAAAGGCAUAACAACGGCUAUUCUGACGACGAGCGUGUUCACGGAUAUCCUCAUAGCCGCCUCGCUCACGUAUUACUUGCACCACCUGCGGAAUGCGUUCUCGGCCACCACCCUCAUCAACGGAUUGAUCGCAUACUCAAUUGAGACGGGGGCAAUCACAAGCAUUUGCGGGAUUGCCACUUUAGUCUCCUUCGACACCCUGCCUCUGACGUUUGUGUAUAUUGGCUUCUUCUUUGUCCUGUCGAAGCUUUACAGCAACUCACUCCUUGCAACGCUCAACACGCGGCGCGUAGUGCGUGGUCGCGGAACAGACCGUUCACCAGGCACAAAUGGCGAAUUCACCAUUAUUCAGUCGUCUGGGCAGGUCCAGACGACGCAUAGCAUUUUUGGACAAAUCGACUGGUCGAAACAACCUUCUGAUAUUGAAGUGAACGUGUUACGAGAAGUAGUUACAACGCCAUCCGGUUCAGAGUUCUCGGCCAAGCAUAGUCGUGGAAAGGGCAGCGUGGACAGUUACGAUAUGCCCUACGUGCCCAACCAGCUGGUCUCACAGCGAGUUGCCUAUUCACGGCCGCCUCCGGAAUACGUAACCACGAUGGGUCGCUCUGGCUUGCGAGCUCCUGAACGAGUAGCGCGGUUCUAG